CAGGCCAUCGAGAGCCAGAUCCUGGCCAGCCUGCAGGGCUGUGAGAGCAGCAAGAACAAGGCACGGCUGGGCAGCCAGGGAGAUGCGCAGGCCAUGCAGGCAGUGCGCACUGCGCGGGGUAACAGCUUCUGCGUGGACUGCGAUGCGCCCAAUCCUGACUGGGCGAGCCUGAACCUGGGUGCCCUGAUGUGCAUCGAGUGCUCUGGGAUCCACCGCAACCUGGGCACGCACCUCUCCCGCGUGCGCUCGCUGGACUUGGACGACUGGCCCGGCGAGCUGCUCACCCUCAUGGCCGCCAUCGGCAACGCGUUGGCCAACGCCGUCUGGGAGGGUGCUGUGGAGGGGUACCCCAAACCCACCCCAGAGAGCAGCCGGUAAGGGGAUGGGCUCUGCAGGGACAGCGCUCACAGCCACACCGCGACGUCCAGUGGGGAGGUUGGGAGCCAUCAGCAGAGGAUGGGCAGAGAGCCGCAGCUGUGCCAGGGUCUGCCUGCUCUAGGGAUGUCACAGCAUCACAGAAUCAUAGAAUCAUGGAGUGAUUUGGGUUGGAAGGGACCUUCAAGGUCAUCUAGUCCCAACCCCCUGCUAUAGGCAGGGACACCUCCUGCUAGACCAGAUUGCUUGAAGCUCCAUCUGUCCUGGCCUUGACUGCCUCCAGGGAGGGGCAUCCACAACCUCACUGGGCAACCUGUGCCAGUCUCUCACCACCCUCACAGUACUGAAUUUCUCCUAAUAUCUAGUCUAAAUCUACCCUCUUCCAGUUUAGGACAUUUCCCCUGGUCCCGCCACUACCUGCCCAUAUAAAAUGUCCCUUUCCUGUAGGUCCUUGCAGGUACUGCAGGGCUGCUGUAAGGUCUCCUCGGAGUCUUCUCUUCUCCAGGCUGAAGAGACCCAGCUCUUUUAGCCUGU
This is a messenger RNA of Lagopus leucura (white-tailed ptarmigan), 909 nucleotides long. Its product is annotated as arf-GAP with GTPase, ANK repeat and PH domain-containing protein 3-like. The coding region runs from base 94 to 378 and encodes 94 amino acids. Gene Ontology annotation, molecular function: GTPase activator activity. Gene Ontology annotation, biological process: proteasome-mediated ubiquitin-dependent protein catabolic process. Gene Ontology annotation, cellular component: nucleus. The transcript has 3 exons. The record is from RefSeq and is a predicted model, not a curated record. NCBI's taxonomy places the organism in Eukaryota, Metazoa, Chordata, Aves, Galliformes, Phasianidae.